Scomber japonicus (chub mackerel) is the source of this 2834-nucleotide messenger RNA. RefSeq names its product zinc finger protein 236-like. The coding region runs from base 197 to 2827 and encodes 876 amino acids. NCBI's taxonomy places the organism in Eukaryota, Metazoa, Chordata, Actinopteri, Scombriformes, Scombridae. Gene Ontology annotation, cellular component: nucleus. The record is from RefSeq and is a predicted model, not a curated record. The transcript is spliced from 9 exons.
UGUUUGCGGUCGGAGGUUGUAGACAGAGAAGAAAGUAGUACUUGUAGCUUGUCAUUUAAUAGCUGCUCAAAGUUUCCAUGACUUGCUGUAGCGCAGCUGUAAUGGCCUGAACAAAACUACAAUAUUCCUUGAGCUUAAAAGAAGACUCAGAAGGUAUUUUCCUAACGCAGCCAGCUCGUCACGUACUGGAGAAACAAUGUCCAACCGUCUCGCUUUCCAGACUCAGCUGGCCUCCAUCAUGGAGGUCCUUGCUAAUGCAGCGGUAGCAGAGAUCUGUAAGCUAGUGGACGACGACUAUGCUGUGGUGAGUUUGCAGAUGUCUCAGUGCCAGAGGGAGAACAAAGCCCUGAAGAGGAAGCUGCAUCUGUUGGAGCUUAAGAUGGCUCGGGGAAACGCGGAGAGGAGACUCCGGGAGAGCGCCCUGAGCAGCAACGUUAGCAGAGCCAGGGUUCAGAUCAACAACGACAGGCUCCGACAGCACCAGUCUGCUCCCGGUGGUGUGUUUGAGCGACAGUUGGAUGUGCCUCUGUGGUCUGGCAGAGCUGCUGCAGGGGACACGACCAGUGAACCCAUCCAUUGUGACAACAUCCAGAGUAAAUCACCAGAUGUGGAGUUGGUGGAACCGGAGGCACUGCUGGUGAAGGAGGAGAAGGUGGAGGCUAAUAUGUCACAACAUGAAGAAAUGGAAGAUGAUGACGUGCCACUCAUAAGAGAUGAUGGAGUGGUGGAGUGUGUUCCCCAUGGAGCUGCAAGACAGAGACCCAGCCCUGAACAGCCGGACACUCAAUCCCCCUCCAGCCAGUCCCAGAGCAACAAGUUGAGGCACAGCGGCGGCAGCAGAGGAGUGGAGAGAGUGGAGGAACCAGACAUGGUGCUGGUGAAGGUGGAGGAGGUAGAGCUAGUGACGGGAGCCCAGAGCCAGCCAGGCCUCAGCAUACAGGAGGGGUUAGUGGAGUCCAGCACAGAUGACUACAGAGGAGUGCUACCAUUUGAUGAAACCACACAAACCUCCACCAAUCAGCUAUCUGAUCUGCAGGACUGUGGGCAGGUCUUCUCAGAGGUCAGCUAUGGCCAUCCUUCACUGUGGACUAAUGGGGGGGAUAUUUAUUGUCAUGAUGACAGCCUCCCAGGGCCAUCCUCGCACUGCGCCCCCCUUUCAUACCUACCCAGCACAGUCAUUGGUGCAGAGCCUGGUAGCUCUGGGAGGGGAUUGGCUGUUGAGAAUUCACCUGUUGAAAACUCUAGAGGCUUCCAUACCUCUGUGUCCUUUCCACAGGCUCCUGUUAUCGAUCUGUCAGAGGAGUCCAGCCCCAUUCAGUUGUCAGGUCAAAUGCAGAUGGUGCAGCUCUCAGGCUCAGGGCCCCAACAGUUUGUGGACCACGGUCAAAGUCAGGGCCAGAGCAGUUAUAUCAAAGCUGACACGCAGCAGAAAAUCCCCAGGAAGAGGGUUUGCAUCUGUAGGUUCUGUGGGAAAGGCUUCAGCUCUCCGGCAAAUUUAGAAUCCCACCUCAGGACUCACACUGGUGAGAGGCCGUAUGGCUGUAGCAUCUGUGGCAAAAAGUUCUCCCAGUUCUGGAACCUGAAGAUCCAUCGCAACAUUCACACAGGGGAGAGACCGUAUGCAUGCUCACUAUGCCCAGAGAGGUUUUCUGACCCCAGCAACCUGAAAAAACAUGAAAAAAGACACCACCCACAAAUGCAAUCUGCAGCACCACAGUCGACCCACCGGAUAUCAGAAGACUUCAGCAGUAGAGUGGCAGUCCAGAUGAGGGUACCAGACACCAACACACCAGCCAGCUCCAACACACAACUACAACAACAACAGCAACAACAGAGAUCCACCAAAAGCAAUCAGCUCAGUUCUGAAUACUCCCUGUUUGAACUGGAGACCUUUUUCACUCGCUGGGCCCCUGAUAAUGACUCAGCUGUGGCCCCUAUUGCUACUUCAUGUUCUUUCACCUCUGAUGACUCUGCAGAGUGUGACCAGAAUGGAGUUAUUAUCGUAGACACUCAGCUGCAACCUCAACAUGUGCUCCAAUCACCACAGGGUUCAGCCUCUUCAGCAUUGAGAAGUGGAGGGCAGAGCAGCCAGGGAUUCCCCUCAGUGUCCAGCACUCCCAGAGUUGACAUUCAGCAGACUGUCUCACAUACCUUGCCAUCUGUGUCUAUUCCAGCGCGGACGCAGGCUCCGUCUUCCCAGCUUCCAUGGAGCAGAACACCAGCCAUAAUAAGAAGCACACAGGCACAGCUGGUGCAUCGUAACAGCAAUAGGAUCUCCCAGCAACAAACUAACAUUCACUCUGUACAACCCACACUGUCUACCACCAUAGCUGCUGUUAGUAAUACUAACAGUGCUGAUAAAACAGGUAUGUCUAGUAUCAGUUCAACCAGUAGGGCAAUGAGCUCCACUGUGGCUCCUCACUCCUCAGCAGUAUUGGCAAGCAUUGAUGUGGCCAUUGCUUCACAACAUCGAGCCAGCCUCCUGGCUCACCACAACAAAAACCAAGCUUCCAGCAUGGUACCCAAUGAUCGCCGCAGGAAGAGUUAUAUAUGUCGAGCCUGUGGCAAGGCUUUCUCUGGUCUGUCCAAUCUGGAGGCCCAUGAGAGAGUCCACACAGGGGAGAAACCUUUCCGUUGUGACACCUGUGGGAAACGCUUCUCAGAGGCUGGGAACCUGAAGAAGCACCAGAGAGUUCACACCGGGGAAAAACCGUUCAGCUGCGACCAGUGUGGUAAAAGGUUUGCUUGGAUCUGCAAUCUGAGGACGCACCAGCAGUCUGCCACAGGCUGCGGACAACAGACCCGGGGAGGGUUAGGACUGGGCUGAUCAGUGG